Molecule: messenger RNA, 647 nt
Organism: Seriola dumerili (greater amberjack)
Lineage: Eukaryota; Metazoa; Chordata; Actinopteri; Carangiformes; Carangidae
Gene: nppb
Product: brain natriuretic peptide-like
Exons: 3
Coding region: 97-492 (131 amino acids)
Biological process (GO): negative regulation of systemic arterial blood pressure; receptor guanylyl cyclase signaling pathway; cGMP biosynthetic process
Cellular component (GO): cytoplasm; extracellular region; nucleus
Molecular function (GO): hormone receptor binding; hormone activity
Source: RefSeq, a predicted model, not a curated record
UGCUGUGUGCUCCAGCAUCCAAACAGCUACAAGGCAAAAAAGCGAAAGAGCAUCCAUCCACCCACUGAUAGGAUCAACAGGAACCCACAGAGAAACAUGCAUCUGUCUCCCACUCCUCUCUGCGGUUUCCUCCUCAUCUUAAACCUGCAGCUGAUCAGCACGUAUCCCAUCAGCACCGGCUUGACUGACACUGACAUGGACAUCUUAAAGGUGCUGCUUCACAGACUGGAGGAGUCAGUGUCAGAGCAGACUGAGGUGGACCAGAGAGUCCCUGCAGAGCAGGACAGUCUGGAUAGUCUGAAUGUAGAGGAGCAGCCACAAACUGGACUGGAUGAGGCCUCAAUCAGGGAAUUUCUCUCAGCCAAGAACCUGAAGAGCGUCCGCAACGACUCGUCAAAGAGGUCAUCUGGCUGCUUUGGUCGGCGGAUGGACAGGAUAGGCUCCAUGAGCUCUCUGGGCUGCAACACUGUGGGCAGAUACAAUCCAAAGUAAAGAUGAAGUCUUACCAUCUAAACUCUGCAACGUCUCUAUCAAAAGAUAUUUUUAUUUAUUUACUAAUAUUUAUUGAAUAUUGUUUGUGGCUGACAAGUAUAUUUAUUUAAAAUGGAUGUAAAAUUGUUCUGUUUUAAUAAAUGUUUACAACUGCA